CUUACAAGCAGCAAUGCAAGUCGUCGCGUUAGCUCAACAACAUUCACAUAUAACCGCUACUUUACCUAUAUAUGUAGUAUCUGCAUAACUGAGAGAAGCAAGAAAACGGAUUCUGACAGCGCGAAAACAGCGUGAAAAGUGUGAUAAGAAACAUCUGAUAAUGUACACAAGCAAGCGCGAAUAUUUUCGCGGAAUAUUUUAUCAAUAAAUGAAGUGAUAACAACAAAGUCAAAAACAAAAACAUACACAGUGGAAAUAAAGCAAUAUAUACAUACAUAAGAGAUGCAUCGAAGCGAAAAUGGAAAAAUCUACGCGACAGUUACACCAAAUAUUUGCGUUCUUUUCGGAUCGGUACGAAAACAUCGAAGAAAUAUCAGUAUUGGGCCCAUGCCGAUCAUAUGGAUUUUCUGAAACCUUAUCAGGGACCCGGCAGCAUUUCGGCCUUUGGCCAUUCUUUCAGACAUUCGAAUGGCAACUCGAAUAGUAGCAACAGUCAUAAAACAAAUGAGGAUACCGAGGAUACAGAGUGUGAUUUCGGUUUUCAAGUAUUGACCAAGGCGGCAGCUACGAACUCUUCAUCGGAUGAUGAUAUAAAAUUUAAUACCACAGCUACAAUGCCAACAAGCACAACGGUACAAACGCCAGCAGCGCCAGCACCACCACCGCCGCCACCGCCAACGUCACAAACAACAGUAGCGACCAUUCCACCAGCUGUAUGCAGCACGAUAACAAAUACAACGCUGACAGCUGUACCAACAACACACAAUCCGAUUCCCGCACACUUUCCUAUCACAGCAAUGGUUUCAGUACCGGCAGCAUCAGCUGCUUUUUCGCCCAACAAUUCGGCUGCAAUUAAUUGCAUUGCACCGAGUAAUAAUAUUGCAGCAACAGCCGCCGCCGCUUCGGUUGCAGCGCUCACUAAUAACUGUAGUGGUGCGCCAGCGGUGACCGCAACAGCCGGUGCACUUGUGCUGCCAGUGCCAUCAUUGCCGACUGUACAAUUACCACCCGUACAGCCGAUGAACAAACCGCUUUUGGGUCCGAUCUCGACUAUGGGACCUACCAAUAUGCCACCAGCCCAGAUAUUUCCCUUGCCUCCACUGGCAAAUGUACCAAAACCGACAGCACUGAUGCCGGCUAGCAGCGCUGCCAGUAGUGUGGGUUGCUUAAUUAUCGAACCACAAUUGUUUGCCUCGGCAGACACGUUCAAGAAGGAGCUAAGCGCUCCAACUAUUGGUUUAUUCCAUAAUAUAACAUCAGCCGCAACGACUACCGCCUCUACGGCACGCAUCAAUCCACCGCUAAUAUCGAAAAUACGUCGUGUGCAGCCAUCGCCACAAACAGCGGCGAUUAAUCUGAGCUUUAGUGCAACACAAGCACAACAAACGGCGAAUAACAACAGCAGCAACAAUAACAAUACGCUUAAUAAUAGCAACAAUAAUAAUUGUGGUCAACCGCCACCGGCGAAAGUGCGUAAAACCAGUGAUCGUGCUGAGGUCGAUAUUUCAGCAAUAUUGCAAGCAAAUCGCGACUUAGAUGCUAAUACGUUAUUUUUCCUCAGUCUGGCGCGUAUGGUACGCGCAAUGCCAACCAAAUUCCAAUCGCUUGCAAAAAUGCGUUGCAUGCGUAUUGUGAGCGACAUAGAAUUGGAGCUGGAGAAUGUAAAUGAAUGUGGUGGUAUGCCAUCACACGAUGAUUCACACGCUGGCAAAUUUUGUAGCAUAGAUUCGUCGCCUUCACCACCGGAUGGCGCAACCAUAAUACCAAGUAAUCCAGUGUCAGACAGCGGACCAACAGAGCACUUCGUUUAUGUGAUGUCGCCAUCACGUGUGGAGAGUAUGAUUGAUAUUUCAUCCGACGAAGAUGGCACCAUGAAUGGCAAUUAAUUGGGUACAAAUAUACAUAUAACUCAAUAAA
Messenger RNA from Bactrocera dorsalis (oriental fruit fly), 1917 nucleotides. RefSeq lists its product as uncharacterized. NCBI's taxonomy places the organism in Eukaryota, Metazoa, Arthropoda, Insecta, Diptera, Tephritidae. Gene Ontology annotation, biological process: regulation of transcription by RNA polymerase II. Gene Ontology annotation, molecular function: DNA binding. The record is from RefSeq and is a predicted model, not a curated record. The transcript has 3 exons. Gene Ontology annotation, cellular component: nucleus; transcription regulator complex. Bases 399 to 1886 code for a protein of 495 amino acids.